Oryctolagus cuniculus (rabbit) is the source of this 4611-nucleotide messenger RNA. It is a transcript of the gene LRFN4, whose product is annotated as leucine rich repeat and fibronectin type III domain containing 4. The record is from RefSeq and is a predicted model, not a curated record. Gene Ontology annotation, biological process: regulation of postsynaptic density assembly; synaptic membrane adhesion; regulation of presynapse assembly. Lineage: Eukaryota; Metazoa; Chordata; Mammalia; Lagomorpha; Leporidae. Gene Ontology annotation, molecular function: protein binding. Gene Ontology annotation, cellular component: glutamatergic synapse; postsynaptic density membrane; cell surface.
GGGCGUCUCCCGCACCCGCACGCUGGGGGCAGUGCCCUCACCCUCGCUGCCCCCCCCCGCGUGCUGCAUGCCACCCCUUCCGUUGCCCUCGACCCACAGCCAGGAGCGGGUGCUGUCCCCUCACGGUCACACCAUGCUGACACGCCCCGGGCCUGUCCCGAGUGCCCUCGCUGGCUUCCCACACACCUCACUCUCCUGACCCUGGCCCCCACCCCCACGGCCUCGCCCAGGGAGGGGGCCUGCGGCUCCAGUGCCAGACCCAGCGGCCCCAGGGUCUUUGCACACUGUCGACUGUCCUCUGCCCUGCCACGCACGGUUACCCACACGGGCACCCCAGCGCCUCCGCUUCCCGCCUUUCCUGUGGGUCCCUGCUGGAACUGCGCAGGCGGGCUCCUCCCGGGGCUGCACCACUGGGUGCUGCCCGGUACCCGCCUGGCUGCUGUCGGGACCAGGUCUCUGUGCCUCGAGCACGGGGCCCUCAGUUCUCAGUGGCCGGGGACAGCGGGAGAAUCUGCUAGAGGACCUGGGUGGGGUCACAUGGCCCAGACGCCACGUGCGGCUGCAGCCCUGGCUUCUCCCCACGUAGGGACCUCGGGGACAGUCUAUGGCCUGGCCGUGGGCGGGCAGAGUGCCUUCCCCAGGGCAUCCCACAUGCAGUCACUGCUCAGAGUCCCCCACGCCUGGCCGGCCUAGCACCUACCCUCAGGAAAUGGGGACAUUCCGCCAGGGCCAAAGCACGCGUCUAAGGCAGCCACUCAAGCCGCCGAGAGAACCCAGAGCCGCACGGCGGGGGGUGGGGGGCCUCGAGGCCCAGGGCCCCAUCCUGCCGGACCCGCGCUCCUGUAGUCCCUGGGCCACCUGCCCUCCCCUCUGUCCUGGGAGUGCCUGGCUCCGGAGGACCUCGAUCCCAGGCAGCACACACGGGCGCACGCAGGCUCAGGGUGAGUGAAACGUCUCCGGUGCGGAGAAGGCAAAGCAUCUGGUGCCACCGCACACGCGCUGACCUGGGCCAGGAUCCAGUCCCCUCAUUUUGUAAGUGCGGCAGCGGCGGGAGCGGCUCCCGGUGCCGGAGCGAGGCGCCUGGCCGCGGGUCCUCUCCGCUCGACCCUACGGAGGGCACAAGUACUUGCAGUCCCCCGCCCUUGGUCUGCGCGAGGCCGUCCGCCCGGGGCUGCGCUCCGCUGCCAUGCCCGGCAGGAUAAGAAUCCCCAGGCAGCCCGGGGACGAGAGGAGGCUGUGGGAGGCGGCGACUUCCCCAUGGGCGCUGACCACCACCGAGGACCCCGGGGGCCGAGCCGGCCGGCUGGGGCGGGAAGCGCAGACCCCGCCUCACGCCAGAAACCCUCGCGCCGUCUCCGCGCCCAGCUCCGCCGGGGAAGUGGCCCGCGGGGAGGGCGGCCGGAGCGCGCGGACCCCUGACGCACCGCUCCCAGCAGCGUGCGGCGCCGGCCUGCUGGGAAGCCGCUCGCGCCGACCAAUCGGGCCGCGGGCGGAGGCCGGAGGGAGGAGCGGGCGGGCGCGGCGCCUGCCCAGAGGCCGAGCCCUCUCAGCCCCACCCCGCGGUAGCCUGGCUGGGGGUGCAGCCCCCGCCCCCGCCGCUCAGGGCCCCUGCGUGUUGGGGACCCUCCACGUGACUCGGUGAAGCAGAACGGUUAUGACCUUCAGCGCGUGUCUGUGAUCGCGAGGGUCCCGGCGACAGUGCGGGUUUGCGCUCGGCCCUGCCCGUGGGCGCGGGGACGUGUGGGUGUGUGGGGACGUGUGGGUGUGUUGGGGAGGGUGCCCGGCGACAUGUGACAAAGCCCGGGCUCUGGGAGAUGAAGGGGCCCGCGAGCUGGCGCUUUGUCUGGCAGUCUGCAGAGUGAGGCUCGCGCCGCGCGGCGGGCACCCGUGCGGUGCGGGAUGCCGGGGCGCCAGGGUGGCCGGGGGCGCGCGCGCCUGUGCCAGGGUGAGUGCGCUGCGGCAGUGCCGGGGGGCAGAGCAGCGGGCCCGCGCCGGCCCGGGCCUCGGGUGUGACUGGGCGCCAUCCGUGGGCGCUGCAGCGGCCGCGUGUCCCCGUGACCUCGGGAGCCGGCUCGGGCCGGGUGGAUCCCCGCGCGCCCCUCCCCGUCCGCUCUCCACGUGCGUGGCCGCGGCGCGCGUGCCCGCCGGCGCGCACCCGCCCGCCUGUCGCCGCCGCCGCCGCCGCCGCCACCACCACCACCACCGCCGCCGCCGCCGCCGCCGCUAACUGCGCCGGGAAAAGGAGCCGAGAACCGAGGGAGCCGGGGCCGCGGGCCCGAGCGCCAUGGGCCGGAAGGCGCGCGACGAGCGACCGGACAGCCCUGGGCCUCGCCCCCGCGGGAGAGCGGCCUGGAGUCGGCGGGGGCCGGCCGGGCCCGCGGGGAGGCCGGCCCGCGCCCCCUGAGCGACCGACACCAGGGCGCUCACCAUGGCCCCGCCACUCCUGCUGCUGCUGCUGGCCAGUGGAGCAGCCGCCUGCCCGCUGCCCUGCGUGUGCCAGAACCUGUCCGAGUCGCUCAGCACCCUCUGUGCCCACCGAGGCCUGCUCUUCGUGCCGCCCAACGUGGACCGGCGCACCGUGGAGCUGCGGCUGGCUGACAACUUCAUCCAGGCCCUGGGGCCGCCUGACUUCCGCAACAUGACGGGGCUGGUGGACCUGACGCUGUCCCGCAACGCCAUCACCCGCAUCGGCGCCCGCGCCUUCGGGGACCUGGAGAGCCUGCGCUCCCUGCACCUGGACGGCAACAGGCUGGUGGAGCUGGGCGGCGGCAGCCUCCGCGGCCCCGUCAACCUGCAGCACCUCAUCCUCAGUGGCAACCAGCUGGGCCGCAUCGCGCCCGGCGCCUUCGACGACUUCCUGGACAGCCUGGAGGACCUGGACCUGUCCUACAACAACCUCCGGCAGGUGCCCUGGGCCGGCAUCGGAGCCAUGCCCGCCCUGCACACCCUCAACCUGGACCACAACCUCAUCGACGCGCUGCCGCCCGGCGCCUUCGCCCAGCUCAGCCAGCUCUCCCGCCUCGACCUCACCUCCAACCGCCUGGCCACGCUGGCGCCCGACCCGCUCUUCUCCCGGGGCCGCGACGCCGAGGCCUCGCCCGCCCCCCUGGUGCUGAGCUUCAGCGGGAACCCCCUGCACUGCAACUGCGAGCUGCUCUGGCUGCGGCGCCUGGCGCGGCCCGACGACCUGGAGACCUGCGCCUCGCCCCCCGGCCUGGCCGGCCGCUACUUCUGGGCGGUCCCCGAGGCCGACUUCUCGUGCGAGCCGCCCCUCAUCGCCCGCCACACGCAGCGCCUCUGGGUGCUGGAGGGCCAGCGGGCCACGCUGCGGUGCCGGGCCCUGGGCGACCCCGCGCCCACCAUGCACUGGGUGGGCCCCGACGACAGGCUGGUGGGCAACUCCUCCCGCGCCUGGGCCUUUCCCAACGGGACCCUGGAGAUCGCGGUGACAGGCGCCGGGGACGCAGGGGCCUACACCUGCAUCGCCACCAACCCCGCCGGAGAGGCCACGGCCCGCGUGGAGCUCCGGGUGCUGGCCCUGCCCCACGGCGGGAACGCCAGCGCCGAGGGGGCCCGCCCGGGGCCCUCGGACAUCGCCGCCUCGGCGCGCACGGCGGCUGAGGGCGAGGGGACUGUGGAGUCGGAGCCGGCUGUGCAGGUGACGGAGGUGACCGCCACCUCGGGGCUGGUGAGCUGGGGGCCGGGGCGGCCGGCCGAGCCCGUGUGGAUGUUCCAGAUCCAGUACAACAGCAGCGAGGACGAGACCCUCAUUUACCGAAUCGUCCCAGCCUCCACUCGCCACUUCCUGCUGAAGCACCUGGUCCCUGGCGCCGACUACGACCUCUGCCUGCUGGCGCUGUCACCUGCCACUGGGCCCUCUGACCUCACGGCCACCAGGCUCCUGGGCUGUGCCCACUUCUCCACCCUGCCGGCCACGCCCCUGUGCCACGCCCUGCAGGCCCACGUUCUCGGCGGGACCCUGACAGUGGCUGUGGGCGGCGUGCUGGUGGCUGCCUUACUGGUCUUCACUGUGGCCUUGCUGGUUCGGGGCCGGGGGGCUGGGAAUGGCCGCCUCCCCCUGAAGCUUAGCCACGUCCAAUCCCAGACCAACGGAGGCCCCAGCCCCACACCCAAGACCCACCCGCCUCGGAGCCCCCCGCCACGCCCCCAGCGCAGCUGCUCCCUGGACCUGGGAGAUGCGGGCGGCUGCUACGGGUACGCCCGGCGCCUGGGAGGGGCCUGGGCCCGAAGGAGCCACUCGGUGCAUGGGGGGCUGCUCGGAGCAGGCUGCCGGGGGGUGGGGGGCAGCUCGGAGCGGCUGGAGGAGAGUGUGGUGUGACGGGAGGCGGCCUCCCCGUGCCCUGAUGAACACGCAGCGUGGGCCAGGGGGCCGGGCGGCAGCUGCCCACCCGGGGGCCACCCCGCUUUUUAUCCUCGGUACCUCAGGCUCCGCUGUGUGCUUGGCGGGACAGGGGCCCCUCCCUUGGUCGGGCUCCAGACCGGGGGGAGGGUCAGGUCCCUCUGACAGGUGCUCUCGGCCACCAAGCAGGGCAGUAGCCACCAGGUGGGAGUCUCGUUUCUAUUUAUAAUAAAAUUGCUGGGGACACCUCA